AUGAUACCGCAAGACGUGAUCGAAAAAGCGCUAUCCAGAGCCCAAGAAAGCGCAUCACAUAGCUGGGAACACAGCACAGUCUUCGAAGCCCUCCUCGAAUACCGCAAUCCACCCUACAGCGUCUUCUCCCCGGACCCAUUUCCAAACGGCGAAACGCCAAGACUGAAGAUCGAAGACAUCGACGCCCUACGCUAUGUAAGGCCGCUGAUCCGGACCGAUACCCCAACGCUCAGCGAAGACAACGGCUCAUCAGCAGACCCAGCAUCCCUGUGUCUCCCCGCCCUGCUCCUCUCCCUCUCGCCAUCGCUCUCCCCUUCCACCCAGACCACCUAUUCCACCGCGCUAUCCCGCCAACUCCACCAACUCCUAAAAGAAACAGCGCGUUUCCCAAACGGCGCCUUAUCCCACCGCACAACCCACCCCUCACUAUGGUCCGACUUCAUCUACAUGGCACCCCCCAUCCUCGCCUACACGGGCGUCUCUACCCACAAUCCCUGUCUCCUCCAUGAAAGCGUGCGCCAGUGCGAAUCGUACUGCGAGAUCCUACGUACACCAUCGGGUGCUUGGCGCCACAUCGCCAAUCUCACCUCUUCUUCUACACCGGAGAAAGUAAAACAAGACAGCGGCGCAUGGACCACGAGUAAUGCGUGGGCAGCCGCAGGCAUGGCACGUGUACUAGCUACCCUGCUCCACUCUCCCUUUGCAGCACACACGACGGCAGAGCAGACCUCGCUUGUUGGUAUGAUUAAAGGUAUUGUAGAUGCGGCGAGGAGUGUGGAUACGCAUCCUUCGCGUUUGCUGCGCAAUUAUCUAGAUGAUGAGACUGCGUUUGCAGAGGUGGCGGGCACGGCGUUGAUGGCUGCGGCCGUGUUUAGAGUCGCGGGCUUGGAAGGCGCGGGGGAGGUGCUUGGGGGUGGGUAUACGGCGUGGGCGACGGAGAAGAUGCGGGCGGUGGCGCAGCAUGUUGAUGUGCGGACGGGGGUUGCGGCACCGGUUGUGAACUCGCUGAAAGAGAGCCAGCAGAUGCCUCCGGGAGAGAUCAAUCCCGAGGCGCAGGCGUUUGUUGUUUUGCUGUUUGCUGCGUGGCGGGAUUGGAGUCAAGCUGAAUCAUCGAAAGGGGGUUAUUUCCUAGACCAACUGUGA
Messenger RNA from Bipolaris victoriae FI3, 1143 nucleotides. RefSeq lists its product as hypothetical. The record is from RefSeq and is a predicted model, not a curated record. Bases 1 to 1143 code for a protein of 380 amino acids. NCBI's taxonomy places the organism in Eukaryota, Fungi, Ascomycota, Dothideomycetes, Pleosporales, Pleosporaceae. Gene Ontology annotation, biological process: carbohydrate metabolic process. The transcript is spliced from 2 exons.